Molecule: messenger RNA, 1870 nt
Organism: Marchantia polymorpha subsp. ruderalis
Lineage: Eukaryota; Viridiplantae; Streptophyta; Marchantiopsida; Marchantiales; Marchantiaceae
Source: the annotation of a GenBank genome assembly
GGUGCUGAAGGCAUCCGGAAGGUCAAACAUUGUAGUAAAGCUGGAUGGUCAUGUUGGCAUCCAAGGUUUAUUCAGGUUAAUUUGCGCUUCAUAGCGUACUUUCUUGGCAUUUCCAAACGGAACAACAUAUUCAUGUGCAAACAUUUCACGAUGAACUUAAAGCUGCGAGUGACCAGCGACAAGACGAUCGUUACUUUCAACUCCGUAAGGUAGAUACUCCGUCCGCACUUAUCGUAGAUCCUGCCCACGAUUGCAUCUGCAUCGAUGAACCGACUUUGCCUCUUGAUCUUCUCCGUCCGAUCUCUCGUGGAUUAGAGAGGAAGCAAGAGAGGAGCGUUAAUGGAUAUGAACUCUUCUCUUGUAUGCAGGGCCUCUUCGGGUCAUCUGUCACAGUUUGUUUUAUAUUUGAUCACUUUCUCGGACAAGAUAAGUGAUUCUAAAAUCAAGCUUGAUCUUUAACAUGUAAGGCUUCAAACCUCUCGUCACGAACUGGCUUAUACUUCAUUGUACUGUGUUAACCGCAACUUGGUUCCCGCUUCCACGUUUACAAAUGACGUCUCGCCCGCUGGUUCUUCGUAGCGUAUCGUCGUCCUGUCAACAUUUAUAUGGACUUCCAGCGUACGAUCUAUCUGCGCUCUGAUCUACAGAACUCGUACACGAUUCGAGUCGUCAAUCGCAGACGGUGCACAGAAGACGCUGUCUAGCCGAAGCGAUCCGAUUGCAACAAUGCUUGUCCAAGCUUUUAAUGCGGAUCUCCAAUGGCAGGUACAGCGUCUGGAUAGUCACUUCUCACUAUGCAGACAUUAGACCUGCCAUGGGAGAUCUGCUGUCCCAGCUUCAUUGCCUCGCCAUCGCAACAAUCGAAGAUCGGUCGCUCCGCCCAUCUUCUUCUCAAUGCCCUCCAUAGAUCUAGAACUUAUUCAUCGACCCCUACACAAGCCCAUUAUUCUGGAAUAUCUCAUUUCUAGCAAGAUCUCUAGAGACGCAACGUUAUCGAGAAUUUCAUAAAUGCGCUGGAAGAGAUAGGGUUCUCAUAUAUCAGAGUCCGAGCAGCCCUAGCUAGGGCAGAUCCCUGAACACACCAAGCAGAUGUCUGCCAUGUCCAAGGCUCGAUAGAAAGCGAACAAGUUAGCAUUCGCUAACGUAAGAGCCUGGUUUAGUUCGAAGGAAUGGAUUCUGCCGGAAAGGAGAUCGCACACGAUACGCGACGAGUAUUUGCAGACGAAACGGAAUGAUAUACGAGUCUAUUGAACUACUUCUGAACUUAAAGGCAUGGACUUACAUAUGCUAACAUCAGAUGCAGAGCACCACAACCCUCGGUUUGCCUCCUCUUCCCCCCGAGUCUCUACUUAUGUGAAGAAAGUGGCCAUGAGCAGGAUUUCUUGCACAAAACGUUUCAUCGCAUCGCCAAGUCAACGAAUAGCAGGACCGUAUUAUCCACACAAAAAAUCCCUGUGUUUCACAGUGUUCGUAUUCUGCAGUGACUCAAGGAUUCGAAUCUGCAUGAUUUUAUUUACCCAUCCGAAAGACGAGAAGGCUCAGCACAGCACCAGAAUAUUAUCUUCUUCUGCUCACUCUUCAAAUAUAUUUUUUCAAAUUUGUACAUAUAUAGCCAUGGAUUAUACGUACGAAAGCCAGCCCUUUCGGUAAUAAAAGUUCGUGCCUAUUCGUACAUAUAUAGCCAUAUAGUCAUGGACGGACUAGAGAUAUGCCUAGCGCUUGCCGAAAACAUGGACUGUAAAUCGUCUUUACAUGAUGACGAUAGAGAUCACGUGAACUGCUCAAGAUGUCAGUAUUCAGUUUUGUGGAGCUCAGGACCGAGUUCGCUUUGGAGCGAUUUUUGCCUGGUGCAGAUGAUUGGAUGGAGAUA